This is a messenger RNA of Ophidiomyces ophidiicola, 156 nucleotides long. RefSeq names its product 40S ribosomal protein S28 (gene RPS28A). Gene Ontology annotation, biological process: translation; ribosomal small subunit assembly; maturation of SSU-rRNA. Gene Ontology annotation, cellular component: ribosome; cytosolic small ribosomal subunit. Lineage: Eukaryota; Fungi; Ascomycota; Eurotiomycetes; Onygenales; Onygenaceae. The coding region runs from base 1 to 156 and encodes 51 amino acids. The transcript has 2 exons. The record is from RefSeq and is a predicted model, not a curated record. Gene Ontology annotation, molecular function: structural constituent of ribosome.
AUGGAUGCCGGCAAAGUUCCAAUCAAGUACGCUAAGGUGAUCGCAGUGCUUGGCCGCACUGGAUCCCGCGGAGGUGUCACACAAGUUCGCGUCGAAUUCAUGGACGACUCCGACCGAAGCAUCAUCCGCAACGUCAAGGGCCCAGGUAUGCAAUGA